AAUAAAAUAAUAUAAAAGUACAGAAAAGCCCCAAAAAUUUUACCAAACCCUAAUUUCUCACUCCGAAACAGACGUUCUUCAAGACUUUUUCCCUCCUCUCCUCUUCUUCUUUUCCUCUUUCUCUCUCAACAAAAAUACAACUCCUCUUUCCCUCAUCGUCUCUGUAUCUCUCUUCGCUUCUCUAUGGAAUUUUGUUUAUUGAUAACAUAGUAGACGUCCGAUCUGGGAGUAUUCGGUUCAGAUCUGUGACGAGGAUUGAGAUUUCCGACCUCACGCGCCGAGAUCUGGGUGAUACGCGCCGAGAUCAGUUUAAAGGAGGUAUGGUAGUGAAUGGUAGGCCGAUGAAGAGGUUGAAGAGGAGAGUAACGGCAGACCUCAACGAUUUCCUUACCUUUCCCGACGACGGUAAUACCGCCGGUACGGGACCGUUCAGGACGACGGUGAAGGAGUUUUUAUCGAAACAUGCGCUUUUGCCGCCGCCUUCUUCGUUGUUUCCUCACCUUCUGACGUGGCAGAUCCUCUUCCGCGUCGGAGACCUCACUGACGGCGACGGUAACGGCAACGGCGACUCUUCUCCGUCUGUUGUCUGCCUCGAUGUUAUCGAAGAAGACGUCGCCAGAUGUAGAUCCGUUUAUUGCGACCAGUGCCGAGUCGUUGGUUGGAGCAGUAAUCCAGUUUGUGCAAAGCGUUUCCAUUUUAUUAUUAAGGCUGAUGGAAACUCAGUUGGGGGUUAUAACAAAUCCUGUGCUGGGUGUGGUGAAGCCCUUCACUUAUCCGAGGCUAGGUGCAAGUCAUGCAAUCAUGUCAUGACCACAGAAGAUGUUGAAGAUUGGAUGUAUCAUCAGUUAGAGGAUACCAGUCAUCUUCUGCAUGGUGUGAUUCAUGCCAAUGGCUAUGGACAUCUUCUCAGGGUAAACGGUAGAGAAGGUGGAUCCAGGGUGCUUUCUGGAAGUCAUAUAAUGAAUUUCUGGGAUAGGCUCUGUAAAGUCCUUGGAGCAAGAAAAAUCAGCGUGAUGGAUGUUUCAAAGAAGUAUGGUUUGGAAUUACGCCUAAUGCAUGCCAUCACAAAAGGUCACCCAUGGUAUGGUAAAUGGGAUUAUCAGUUUGGCGCUGGUAGUUUUGCUCUGACUCAAGAUUCUUAUAGACAAGCUGUAGAGAACCUUUCUUCUCUGCCCUUGACCAUCUUUCUAUCUCAAGGACGGAAGCCUCGCACUCGUCUGCAGGACUUGAUUUCAUUUUAUCAGUCCUUGUCAGAUAGUGAACUUGUAAAUAUUAGAGACCUUUUUCUUUUCUUAACUAGUUCAAUCCGUGAUGCCCAUAAACCUGGCUCAGGAGCUGAUGAGGUCACCUGUAAGAAGCGUAAAACUUGCAACUCCAAGGUCUUAUGUGCAUGGACCAGUACUGACAUUUUACGUGUUGAAGAAGCAAUGUUUAGAGUACUACGGGCUGUCUCUGGGCCCAAUUGGGUGAGCUGGCGUGCUCUUAGAGGUGCUGUGUGUAAAGCGGGUCCUCCUGAACUCCUUGAUUAUUGCCUAAAGGCACUCCAUGGAAAGCAGGCAGCUGACGGACUGGUUGUCAAUUCCCGCAGCGUUUCUGGUUCUGGUGCUAUGGAGUAUAAAAUUGAGCGUUGCAACUCAAUGGUUAAUGUGAAUACAAAAGAGAAUGGAUUGCCUUGUACUCCGAACCUCCCAUCUGAGGAACAUCUGCGUCGAGAUCUGAAGUACUUGUACGAUUGCAUGCUAAACCCAUCGACAAUGUCUAAUCAUGUUCCCUUAAUCAAAAGGGUAGUGGCAGUUGACUCUGCUACUACCGUUCUUGAUUGCAAGCAAUUUUUGAAGGUAUAUCAGCCUGAAAGAUUCUUGCCUAUCCCAAAAUCAGAUGCAAUCCAAGUACUAUGUGAGGUGGACAUCAUGGAACAAUCUGAUGUACAUUCCAGAAACCCUCCUCCGGAAUUAUUGAUUCUCCCCUCGGAUGCUACCAUUUCUGACUUGAAGGCAGAGGCAUCAAGGACAUUUCAAGAUGUAUACUUGAUGUUCAGAAGAUUCCAAGCUGAUGAGCUAGUUGGAUAUGGUGGUGUGAAUGAAUCUACUCAGGUCAAACUCCUUCUAGGAUCUGCUGAAUUUGUUACAGUCAGAGGAAAAUUCUUGGGGAAAAAUGGGCUGAGUAAGUAUAGAAUGGAAAGAGGAAUGGAGAGAUGGACUGUAGAUUGCUUCUGUGGAGCAAAGGAUGAUGACGGAGAGAGGAUGUUAGCUUGUGAUGUAUGCAGUGUUUGGCAGCACACCAGAUGUGCCGGUAUCCCCGACUUGGAUGCUGUUCCUGCCAAGUUCAUUUGUCUUAGGUGCAGAUGUCUUAGUAAGACUAUGAAUACAAGCGGUAAUUGUAAGGAUGAAUCAGUUGCUGGUGUGGGAUUAGGGAAGAACCUGGCUCAUGUUGUCUAGAGCGUGCUGGGAUUUUUAAUAAUGCUGUAAUAUGUGGGUUCAAUUAUUGAAUUGAGACCUGAUCAAGCAUAUAAUGUAAUACCAAGUCUUAAUUAUGGCUUUGGAGAGUAAUGGUGUAUGAGAUUGGAGGAAGGCUCUAUUUGAGUAAAUGGGGGUCUCAGUUCUUGCUUGCAUCAUUGGUGCUGAGAAUAUUUUGCAGAAUCUAGGAUGUUCAUGGGUGAAAUUUUGAACUACCAGUCGAACUUUUAAAACUUGGAAGAUCUAAGAUGUUGUGAUCAGCCAACUCCCUCCUAAUCAAAGAUGAUUUUACGAUGUCUGGACUUCUAUAUGUGAUUUUUGAAAUUUUGCUGGUGACAACACAAUUCAUCUUCUUCCUGAGUUGUGUUUCCAGGAUACAGGCUAGCAUGCUAAUGAGGACUAGCCUGUGCUGCAAUUAACUGAAUUUAGGCAAAGAUAAGCAUACAGGGAGGGUUUAUCAAGUUUUUCAACAAAGCGUCAUUUGGCUUCUUACAUUCCAAUGUGGAGACAAACAAGUGCUGUCUGAGCGUUGAUAGAGUUCACAAGAUACGUGCAGAACAAUCGUGCUGAUAAUGUAUAUAACUCCUUUUCUUUUUUAAAUACCCUCGAUGUCAAAGAUGUGGCAAGCUAAAGAAUGUAAGUUUGCUUUACAUUCGAGGAGUAUUUUUACAAUCGUGUGUUGGUUGAGACGUGUGUAUCUGUGUGAAUUUCUAGCCAUAUUUACGCAAUGAGGACUAGCCUCUACUCAAAUGUCAUUUCUCUCUAUUUAAUGGAAUUAGAAACAGUGGAACAAUGCUUUUUCCUUAUAUUCAGAAAUGUACAUUAUGAUGGUGCUUAUGUUGCCUUCAUAAA
This is a messenger RNA of Solanum tuberosum (potato), 3308 nucleotides long. Its product is annotated as PHD finger protein At1g33420. NCBI's taxonomy places the organism in Eukaryota, Viridiplantae, Streptophyta, Magnoliopsida, Solanales, Solanaceae. The record is from RefSeq and is a predicted model, not a curated record. Bases 321 to 2438 code for a protein of 705 amino acids. The transcript has 7 exons.